AUGAAGUUGUCAUGGCUCGGCGCCAUCACCGCGGGCCUCGUCCUCGGCGCAACACCAGUCCUCUCGCAGGAUGAAUUCACGACCCUCGACGUCGACCUAGGUGCCGAACCCGUGCCAAAACAGUCUGACGAACCGGUCCCGGAGGAAGGAAGUGAAUAUGAAUACACAGGAGAGGAAGACAAAUGGCACGGGCAUCCACACCUUCCCGAAGACUGCAACGACAUCCGCAUCUUCAGUGCGCGAGGGUCGGACGAGCCGUACCCAGGCCGCGGAGGGACGAUGCUGGGCGUGUUGUGCUAUCUGUUCGAAUCGAACGGGCUGUCCUGCGACUACGAGGACGUCGUCUACCCGGCCAACAUCUCAUACUCGGGGCUCUUUUGCGAAUCGGCACAUACAGGCGCCACCAGGGGCCAGGCUCAGAUGACCGCCUACAUCGAGCGGUGUCCAAACUCACGGAUAGUUCUGACGGGCUAUUCUCAGGGCGGCAGUGUCGUCGGCGAUAUCUUGGGUGGCGGCGGUGGGCCAAUCUUUGGGUGUGACCAGCCGUUCAACCCUUCGAUGCCCAGGUCCACGGCGCCCGGGUCAAGCAUCGUAGCAGUCGUGACCUUCGGCGAUCCUCGCUUCACCGUCAACCAACCGUACAACAUCGGCCGUGGCUCGCCAUACAGCGGCGUUCUGCUCCGUGAGGGCCAACAGCUCGCCGACCUCAACCAAUACGAGGACAUCCUCGCCAUGUGGUGCAACGCAGGCGACCCUGUGUGCGCCGUCGGCAGCGAACCCGUCAACAUCACGGCCCAUUGGUCCUACUACGACGAAUACACCGACGUGGCGUCCCGGUGGGUCGUGGCCACGGCGCUGGGCCAGACCGAUCUACGCCUCGACUUGGAUCUCGACGGGCAGAACGAGAGUGUUGUCUUGACAGGCUCGAAUUCGUCGAGAAACAGUAAUGGUAGCGCCCGCAAUAGUGGAAGCGGUGGCGGGGAUGAGGAUGCGGCUGUGAGUUUGCGAGGUUCGAUGACUGGCGGCAUGGGUGUGGUUGGGCUCGUGGCGUGGAUUACAGCGGCGUUGGUCUGUCUGGUGUAG
Cladophialophora yegresii CBS 114405 is the source of this 1083-nucleotide messenger RNA. RefSeq lists its product as uncharacterized. Gene Ontology annotation, molecular function: hydrolase activity. Lineage: Eukaryota; Fungi; Ascomycota; Eurotiomycetes; Chaetothyriales; Herpotrichiellaceae. The transcript is spliced from 2 exons. The record is from RefSeq and is a predicted model, not a curated record. The coding region runs from base 1 to 1083 and encodes 360 amino acids.